Scatophagus argus is the source of this 2941-nucleotide messenger RNA. RefSeq names its product annexin A4-like. Gene Ontology annotation, cellular component: cytoplasm. Lineage: Eukaryota; Metazoa; Chordata; Actinopteri; Scatophagidae. Gene Ontology annotation, molecular function: calcium-dependent phospholipid binding; calcium ion binding. The transcript has 15 exons. The record is from RefSeq and is a predicted model, not a curated record. Gene Ontology annotation, biological process: cytokinetic process; phagocytosis. Bases 167 to 1684 code for a protein of 505 amino acids.
CUGCACUGCGUUACUGACGACGACGAAGUUCCGCAAGUACUUUAAUAAGAUUUGCGCCGUCCAUCAACGUUAGGUGGCUGUCCUGCCUGAGGAAUGUAGGAAAUUAGCCUCGCCCAAUUAAACAGACAGAACCGGCGUUUAAAUUAGCCGUUGAACGGUUCUGAAGAUGAGCUACCCAGGAUACCCUCCUCAGUCUGGUGGAUACCCACCACAGGCAGGGGGCUACCCACCUCAACCAGGUGCAUAUCCACCCCAAGCAGGCGGCUACCCUCCUCCUCAAGGCGGCUACCCUCCCGCACAGGGUGGCUACCCACCAGCAGCAGGCGGCUACCCUCCUGCAGCAGGAGGCUACCCCCCUCAGGCAGGUGGAUACCCACCCCCGGCCGGCGGUUACCCUCCCGCAGCAGGCGGUUACCCCCCAGCAGCAGGGGGCUACCCUCCCCAGGCCGGUGGUUACCCAUCUCCAGCUGGAGGCUUCCCUCCUCAGACAGGAGGAUACCAAGCGCAGUCUGGAGCAGGAGGUUAUCCCUCCAUGCCUCCAGCAGGUGGAGGCUGGGGUGCAGCACCAGGUGGAUCUGGAGUGCCAGGAGGACCUCAGCAGGGAUACCCAGGGGGUCCCGCCCCAGGCCAGCCAAUGCCAAAUUACCCUGGAGCCCCAGCGACUAACCCCUCAGUGCCUGGAUAUGGAAGUGGAGUUCCGUCCAACCCUCAGGCUCCUGCCAUUCCCAAAGGGUACAGGGGUUCUAUAAAAGACUUUCCAGGGGCUGAUCCACUGAGGGAUGUUGAAGUUCUUCGAAAAGCUAUGAAGGGUUUUGGGACUGAUGAGAAUGCCAUUAUUGAACUUCUGGGAAAUCGUACCAACAAGCAAAGGGUGCCAAUGGUUGCAGCCUAUAAAACAACUUAUGGGAAGGAUUUAAUUAAGGACCUGAAGUCUGAGCUCACUGGAAACUUUGAGAAUCUGGUUCUUGCUAUGAUGAUGAGCCCUGCACACUUUGAUGCAGCUCAACUCAGAGAGGCUAUAAAGGGGGCAGGAACUGAUGAAGCUUGUUUGAUUGAGAUUCUUUCAUCACGCUCAAAUGCAGAGAUUUGUGAAAUUAGCAGAAUCUACAAAGCUGAGUAUGGAAAGAGCCUGGAGGACGCCAUCAGCAGCGACACCUCCGGUCAUUUCCGCAGACUCUUGGUCUCUCUCUGCCAGGGAAAUCGUGACGAACGUGAGACUGUCGACAUCUCACUGGUCAAACAGGAUGCUCAAAAACUGUAUGCUGCUGGGGAAAAUAAAGUUGGAACUGAUGAGUCCCAGUUUAAUGCCAUCCUGUGUGCCCGCAGCAAGCCUCACCUGCGUGCAGUCUUCCAGGAGUACCAGCAGAUGUGUGGGCGAGACAUUGAGAAGAGUAUCUGCAGAGAAAUGUCUGGCAAUCUGGAGUCUGGCAUGGUGGCUGUGGUGAAAUGCAUCAAGAACACCCCUGCCUACUUUGCAGAAAGGCUGCACAAGGCCAUGCAGGGAGCAGGGACCAAGGACACAACACUCAUCCGUAUCAUGGUGUCCCGCUCCGAGGUCGACAUGCUGGACAUCCGACAGGCGUAUGUGAAGACUUAUGGAAAAUCACUGUACACCCACAUCUCAGGUGAUACUUCUGGGGAUUACAAGAAGCUGCUGUUGAAGCUGUGUGGAGGUAACGACUAAAAGGAAAGGAAGAUAACCCUCCAAAAGGACAAAAUAUGUGUCCACACUGAAACAUUGUUAUAAAACCAUAUAUCACCUCUGAUGCAUGCAGUUAUACUUAGUUUUCCUAUAAAAACAAUCAAUUAUUACUUUUGUAUUUUCUUCACUGACUGAUUUAUUUUCUUUGCUACUGUAUUGUAGUAGAUGAUUGCCCAAUAGUAAAUAUACAAGCAUAUUGAUAUGAAUACUUAACUACAUUGAGUUAAAACUACUAAACUUUUAACUAAAAUAUAACUACUCUAACUCUGUUAUAGUUAGUAGAGUUUUAUGUCACAAAAUUAGAAAAUUUAAAGAUGCAGAUGAUGAGUGUCAUGUUUAUUUAAUAUAUAAAGUACAUGUACAUGGAAGCAUUUAACCUAUUACUUUAUACAGGCUUAUUAACUGUGUUUCUGAGACACAUUGUCCCUCACAGCCAAUCAUUUCAACUGUGUACAAGUUAAUACAUGUGAAGUUGUGUCAAACUAUUCUUAUAUACAGAAUCAAUACCAUCAUUCAGCGCUCAUUUAAUUCACAGUUAUAUUGCAGGUAAAUUUUUGAAUGUAAGAAAUGAAGCUCAGCAAAAAGCAUUUCCUCUAUAUUAACUAAUCAGAGUUUUACUCCUGCUUGCGCGUCUAUGCAAAUCGACUUUUCACUUUAUUUCAGCUUUAAAAGGCUGAUAUAAAGUGAUAUAAAGACUUACACCUUGGUGUUGAAUUGUAAUCCUUUCCGAUCUUUGCUCAGCCUUUACAGACAUUGUUGCUUUUUUUUUUUGCUGUAAAGCCAAAGCCAAAGACUAUUGUGCCUAUUUUUCAGGGCUGCUGUGUAAGCUGCUGGGGAGCUAGUGGGUGUUUCACUAGGGUUUAUCUUGCAAUCAUUAAUCAUACUUGUAUGGCUGCAGAAACAUAAUUCUUGAUGGUUCUCAAUCUUUUGUUUACAUUUCCUUGUCCUCUGCUGGUUUGUAUGUUUUGCUGCCAGUAGGGGGCUCUUUGUUAACAUGAAGUGUCAUUUCUUAUGUGUGUGUGUGAUUGUUUUGCCUGCUGACUUAGAGUUUGGCUUUCAUCUGAAUAUCCUUUGCAGCACUAACUCCUCUUUGCGAUUGUUGUUGUCACGCAAUAAUGGCUGAAAUUCAAUGGAUGCCAUUUUAGUAUUCUAACAUUUUGCCAUUUAAUAGUCCCAGCCUCCUGAGACUUAAAGCCACUUCUCAUUUCAAUAAUAAUAAAAAAAAACCAUUUUGGAAUA